Ananas comosus (pineapple) is the source of this 546-nucleotide messenger RNA. Its product is annotated as E3 ubiquitin-protein ligase RHA1B-like. The transcript has a single exon. The record is from RefSeq and is a predicted model, not a curated record. Gene Ontology annotation, biological process: protein ubiquitination. Lineage: Eukaryota; Viridiplantae; Streptophyta; Magnoliopsida; Poales; Bromeliaceae. Bases 71 to 481 code for a protein of 136 amino acids. Gene Ontology annotation, molecular function: ubiquitin protein ligase activity.
CACAUACUCUUCUUCUUCCUCUUCUUCUUCUUCUUCUUCUCCACCAUCAUCAUCACAAUUUAUUACCACCAUGGGGUUCCCCUCAGUGUGCUACUGUGUUAUCCUCCCAAAACCUCUCACCCUCACCAUCCAACUACUUGACUAUAUAAGACUCUCCAUCCUUCUCUCCCUCUCCUACCUCGGCCUCGCCGCUGCGCCCUUCGAAGAGCACACCCACCCUACGUCGCCUUCCCCGACCGCGCCCUCGGCGAUCGAAGCGCGACUUCGCGUCGUCGCGUUCGCGAGCUUCGCGCAGAGAUCGGCGAAAGGAGAGGAGAGCAUUGUUUGUGCAGUGUGCUUGGGGGACUUGGAGCUUGAACAUGAAGUGAGGGAGUUGGGGAAUUGCUCUCAUGCAUUUCACAAGGGUUGUAUUGAUAAGUGGGUGGAGAUUGGUCAUGCAACAUGCCCUUUGUGUAGAGCCCUUUUAUGGCCAAUAGAGUAGGGGGGAGAAUUAACUUCAUUUUACUCAAAGAAAUGAAUAUAUAACUCUUGAUUUAAUAAGGUAAA